UGGUGCAGAGCUCAAAAAUUUUGAAAUCGAGGAGUUCCCAUUUGGCGGCAGCCCGCUCUCCAGAGAAUGUCCAUUUUAAAUUCUCUUGAUUUGAAGAGCAACUAUGGGAGACUUAAGAGCAGGUUUUAGAAAUACUAUAUUCUCACAGCUCUCUUUGGUUCAGACCCCAGUGGACUUUCAAACUGGUCUCUAUUUGAUAGAUCCGAGAAUACAUCAACUAAAUGAAAUACAAGUUGAGCAAAAGCAGCUCAUUCGAAGGAUCAUCUCUUCUAUUCGCAUGUUUCGCAAGCAAAAUGUUACGGCCUCACAAUCUUUUCUCGACCUUUGCAAGAAAAUAGUCGAUUUCAUUUCAUCUAAAGAAACCAAUUCGCAUCAUUGGAAACUUUUUUUGUUGUUCCUGAUCGACGAAGCUCGAUCUGAAUCCUGUCUAUAUGAAUUAUUUCCUCCAGAUCAGUUUGAAGAACUACAUGCACAUAUUAUACAGCUUAGAAGGCCAAACUACUAUGAAAUCGGUCAUUUGCGUCAAAGAGAAAUGGUUCCAUUUAGACAAGAAACAUCAUCAGAGCAUGAAAUGGAAUGUUUGAUAGCAAAACAGAUGUUUGAAAGUUCUACAUACAAGCAGAGAACUCAAUAUUUGUUUCAUCUCCUCAUGACUUAUCCAAAAGACUUCCUACGACUAAUGAAGAGUCGUCUUUUGUUAGAGUCUCUGCAAUACCUCGAGCACUCUCGUGAAACUACAGGCCUUAGUACGAGAGCACAGGAAGAACAACAAUUAGAAAUAUCAUUACUAAACGUUCAGCUACGGAGACUUCCAGUACCAGGCAGACUUUCAAGAAUCAAGACGAAGAUUCAAAGACUCUGCACAAGCAACUUUUUUAUGUUUUUUAUUUCUUGCUUCUGUAUUAUUGCCUUCUACAUGUUGUUGAGACCUUUCAAAGAAUCGAGUAGAGCCGUCGUUUUAAUUCCUGAAGACGAAACUUUGUUUUCGGUGGAAACUCUCAUAUCCAAGGAAACUCAAACUUUCCCUUCUGUUGCAAACCUGAUAGAACAGGGAACAACAAGGAACUACGAAUCUAAGGAAGGAGGUGUCCUUGAUACCAACUCUGUGUCUGUUGAAGAAGAGCUGCAGUCAACAAAAAGUAUAAGCAAAGGAAAUAGAACUAAGAUAGCUAUUUUUCGUUUUGUAUGGAAAUAUAUACAACAAGUGAAGUUACUGAUACCCCUGUCCAUGUCUAUGCUUGCUCUUUACUGGUACAUAUCUCGAGCUGUCGAGCAUAAAAAAAAGUGUGCACACCGCAAUGAACUUGGAAGACAUCGGUGGUUCCUGAGAUCGUCGUGCCCCUAUUGCCAAUCAGAAAGAGCAUCAAGGAGAACUCAAUAGGAAGUAUGGCCUCCUUUGUACCACGAAUAACUUUUGCAACAGUCAAUUAGAACCAACAUUAAUGAAAUUUUGUAAACAGUG
Molecule: messenger RNA, 1462 nt
Organism: Galdieria sulphuraria
Lineage: Eukaryota; Rhodophyta; Bangiophyceae; Galdieriales; Galdieriaceae
Exons: 1
Coding region: 104-1381 (425 amino acids)
Source: RefSeq, a predicted model, not a curated record